This is a messenger RNA of Porites lobata, 4488 nucleotides long. The record is from the annotation of a GenBank genome assembly. Lineage: Eukaryota; Metazoa; Cnidaria; Anthozoa; Scleractinia; Poritidae.
GUGAUAACUGUUGCCCUCCGAUGCCCUGAUGGAGCAGUUAAGAGACGGAGAUUUACAUUGGAGUCGCAAAUCAAGGUGAUGCUUACCAUACAUGCACAAUACACAAGCACAUAGAUGUUUUGGCUUCCUUGAAGGAAUUUAAUCAGCUGUUACACUUGCGCUUCUCGUCGUUAAUUACAUUGCGUUAUCCAUUUUUCUUAACCAUUCAUUUGUUUUAGCGGCGGCCCAAACUGUGGGAGUUCGUUAGACUUUGAACUUAUAAGAGGAUGUAUGAAAAUAUACAAAUUACGUCCUAAAUUCCAUUUUUUUGACAAAAAAAUAGAUAAAAAUGACUCACUUUGUGUUUUUGUUUUGUUAUUUCUUGAAAAAACAACAACAACAAAAAACAAAACAAAACAAAACAAAUACACCGCAAAUGGAAAAGAAGCUGUGACCGUAAAAACUGUGAAAGACCUGUGACCUACGAUAAAAUUUUUUGAUCACUGACUAGAAUCCUCCUCUUUGAUAAGAUUACGAUUCAGUCUCUUCAUCAGCUUCGUUCUCAAAAAACCGCAAGUUAAAAUUUGGAAGGUCGAAAAUUAAAGUCCAAGUCAUCUUUGGUUACAAACAUAUGAUAACUUUCUUUACCAUUUUUAUUUUCGAGAUAGAAAGAUUUAGAGCUGCAAAAUCAGCAUGGUUUUGAAAUCUUGCUGUACAGUAAGUUAUAGACAGCAAAUUGACCAAUCAAAGGGCGGAAACAGACUUACAAUACGUACAAUAAAAGUAAAAUAGCGCGUGCGAUCGAAUUGUUGCGCGCGAGCUGUUCUAUGCAUGACCUAACAAACCAAUCAAAAAAACAUCAUUGCAAACGAUUUGGCAAAGAAAAGACAGACCUUCUCAGAUGGCUUGAUAUGUCUGGCGUCAAAGAUGGAAAUACAAAGAAUCGCCUUAAGCAGUAUAUUCAAAGUGACAGUUAUCGCCAUGUUGUUCCUUUCUGUUGCUCUAAAUAUGGUAAGAACACUACAAAAAAUGGCAAGAAAAAUUUGUUUUGACGUUUAGCAAAAGUUUGAUAUAUUUCGCGAGUUUCAUGAAGGAGUUGAAAGAAAGAUGUCUUUCACGAACAACAGCUUCUUUGGUGUAUUUCGGAAAGGACGAAUAAGUAGGACGGUACGCAGAAAAAGAUGGAAGGCUAUUUUAAAACGUGGCUAUGAGCUACGGAGGGAUCUAGGGUAUUAAUAGGAACGUUCCAAAAAGCGGCCUUAUUAUCGCUUGCCUAGAGAUUAGAUAAGAAAUGAGUAGGCGAUUAAUUCUACACGAAAGAGGAGUUACUCACUAAAGGUUUUGCACUUCCUAUUGCACGUGUAGCACGCACAUGUAUGUUUUAAUUAUUUAUCAUUUUACCUAGUAAAAUUAGUAUUUGGUUCCUGUGUACCACGUAGCCGGCUACGUAGGAAAUUGUUCAAGUGGUAGGGUAUUCUGCAGUUCAGCCGUUUUCUGAAAGGAGACGACUAUGUUGUGUGCCUCCGGAGCAAGAAGAAAAAUAAAGCCGCCUCGCGGCGAAUUGGCCGCUUCACGGCCAAAAAAGGCUCGCGGUCGACUUGUAGCAAGUGUAGUGAAGACCUAGAAAGACAAUUACCUUGUUUGCUAAGAAGCGUUCUCCAAAAAAACAGUUCGCUCGGAAUUCUGAUGCGUAGUCUACUCAUUCCAAUACAAGAAGUGAACAAGAAAGUCAGGACAAGUUCCAGCUUGAUUCUGGAGAGAGAAUUCCGUCGGCAAGCAAUUAAAGGCUCCACUAUAACAGAGCAAGAGAAAUUUCGAGCUGUAAUCGGAAAGAAAGUUUGCUGCAAAGCCACGUUUAAAAAAAUUGCCCUAUUUGGCGAGAUUAUGUCUGUCAUGACUAGAGUAAACAAGAGGAAGAGUGCUUAAGGGUUUUAAAGCUCUGCUUCUAGAGUUAAGAAAGCAAGUAAAAAAAAUUAUCUUAGUCAUCAAAAUGAUUUCUUUUACUUGCUUUCUUAACACUAGUGUAGAUCCUUCUUCCAGGAAAAAAAGUACUGUACUUGUGAUUCCAACUAUUGAGAAACAAGGGUUUGCUAAAAAAAAGGGUGCGGAGCACGAAUAGACUAGGUUGUCAGGAGCAUACCUGACUGUAAGCCAGUUAAGCGUGGGUUAAAAGAUUUUUGGGUGAUUUUUUUUUCGAAUGGCUAAAUUGAAAAAGAGUCACAAUCUUUUUUUUUGUGUUUCCAUUUUCCAAGUGCUUGCCAAGGGUAUCAUUGAUGGCAUGCAGCUCGUCAAGACAGAGCCCUGCUGCACUCCUUCACUCUAGUUUUACAUUUAAGGUAUAGACAGAUGUCACAAGACUGCACCGGCAGACAGGCGAUGCCGAGUCUCGUCGCGUCUUGGCUUUAGUAACUAGAGAGUUUUAGAUCGAGUUUACCGCGAACCUCUAACCGCUGAAGGUCACGUGACAAGUCUUUCGCGUCACGUUUGAGGUUUAUGACGUGCGUUUUCAACGUGGGGAGGUAGGUUUUCACGUAUGUCAUUUACCUGAAAUCUUUUAGCGUAUAAUUCUUGUUUUAUCUCACGUAAUGAUACAAACAUCUGGUGGAGCAAGUCUUUAUCCAUUAACAGAGGCAAAAAUUCGGGCGAAAUGCUAAAUCUGAUAAAUCCUAUUGGAUCUUGAAAACAAGUGCCAUUCAUGGCUGCUAAUUGGCCACUCCAGAAAAUACCAUAACAUACUAUAAUGCUUUUUGAUUGUCGCCCCAACGUUUUGCAUAAGCAUUGUCUUCAGUUUCUCUUGGGAGUUAAAAUGGCCCCAAGAGAAACUGAAAACAAUGCUUAUGCAAAAUUUUGGGGUGACAAACAAAGAACAUUAUGGUAUGUUAUGGUAUUUCUGGAGUGGUCAAUUCAAAAUGGCGGCCGUAAAUUUGAAAGAGAAACUAAUGUAAGAAUUUACAGUUCUUUGCUGCUACAUCACAUAGUGUUACCGUAAAUUUCUUUUAUUUUCACUGAUUGAUAUUUCUUUUAUUUCUAAAUGGAAAAAAGAAAAACAGAAUCCACUUCUUUAAUCCACAGCCAAUCUAAAUCGAAGUAUGUUUGAACGUCGACUCGCAAACGGGUAACCGCAAACCGCGGUUAGAGGUUCGCGGUAAUCUCCGAUCUAAAACUCUCUACUGUCUUUGUGUCAACGUCUACUAUGCAAGUAGAGACACGCCCUGUGCUCCCUCUUUUACAUGCGUACAGUUACACGCGUAUCGAUACAGACAAGGUGGUCCAGGAGUUUUGCACCAGGAAACCCCGCAGUUUGGCAUUUGAAUUCUGAACACAUGUACGCAAACCUUCCUUGAGCCAAAAGGACAAUCUCGACCCCAGUGCUUACCCCUCUGACUCCGCGCGUAAGCUCUUCCUCCCUGGCCUUCAUGUGCAGAAGAGCUCUGUGGUCGAUAUUGCUCCUUUAACUGUUCAUUCGGCCUUACAUUUUAUAAUGCCACUGUGAAACAGCUCACGUAAAAUGAUUGUAACGUAGCUUAAGUUACUUUACGGCCUGUAAAACCCCGGGUCUGACGCCAGUCAAAUGACUGUUACUAUCGCUUGUCCAGAACUUGGUUCCAGUCUCCGAAACAAGAAGAUAUAGAAUAAGAAUAUUUUUAGCGUCGUUUCUUGAUACGUACUGUUAAUUAUGGAUCCUAUUUUUUUCCCAUCGAUUUAUGGCCGCGUGCUUCAGACAAGAGCUUCUCGAAGUUCCUAUUUUUGGCGUCCGAGUCUUCUUCAUUCAAAAUACGUGUGUUACUUUAGACAGAAGAUAAAAAAGAAGACUGAAAAAUGAAGAGCCAAUCUUUAAAACAUGCUUUAUCGAAAAGCGCAGUGCAUUUUGGUUUAAACUUUUUUCAAAUGGUGACUUUGGCAAACAUUUGUACGGACUGGUAUAAACAGUGCUGUAACAGAAUGUGCAGGGUUCCAUGGAAACGGGUUGUACAGGUAAAAAUUCGUUUGGAGCCGUUUAAUCGCUCUCAUAAAAAUUUGAACAAGGAAAUAACUCUCCUGUUUUUGACAUACAUUGCUUUGCUCUUGCUUACAGUGGAACACCGCCUUACAACCACCUCGGUAAUACGGUCAUCUUGUUAUUACGGUCACGCCUUUUUGGCCGCCCGGGUAAACGACCAUACGUUUUCUUGUGAAAAGCCCCUCGUUUAUACGGUCACCUGUUAAUUCGGCUAAAUUUGUGUAUUUCUAUCGUUUAACCUUGGUCAAUUUUCGUUUGACGAGUUCGGUUUGCAUUAGCCAACCUCAACAUACUGCUGUUUUGCGGUUGAUUUGGAUUACGUUAAACUGUUUUAAUUCUCUCUCUUUUAUCCGUAGAUGUUAUAUGUCUUCGCGGAAUGGCUUGGUUACUCGUCAUCUCGUUAUGUUAUCUCAACGAUAUUUCCGAGAAAACAACUCUCUGAAGUCACACAGACGUUUUUGGAGGCUGGACUGACUGGGGACACAGCUUUAGUAUUGGAAGAAAUAUAG